AUGUAUCGCUGCAGACCAGCAUUACGGACUCUUCUCUGUCACCGGCACACAUCUCUUCUACCGCACUACCAUCCGCCACCUCACUCAGGCUUGUUUCUUGACCGCUCACGACCCUCACCAACAUCACCACACGCCUUACGGGCUUAUUCCGUUAAACCCAAUCCACGCAAGAGCGCGUGUAUAUCCUGCGGAAACCCUCUUCCAACGCCUCUACCGGCAUGCCCAAAGUGUUUUCACAUCGAGUCCAAAUUCCCAGACGUUUCAUACUACGAAAUUCUAGGUCUGGACACAGACCCAAAUUCGAACCCCUUUUUGAUUGACGCGAAGGAACUACAGCAGAAGUUCAGGCAGGUACAGAGGUUUAUUCAUCCAGACGUUUGGGCUUCGCGAGGGGAGGAAAAGGCGGACAAGGCCCGAUAUCUGUCGUCCGUUGUGAACACGGCCUAUCAAGUCCUCUUGAACCCUGUGUCCCGCGUGCAAUAUAUCCUUGGUCAAGAGGGUGUCGAAGUCCUCGAGGAAACGGAUAAAUUAGACGACAAGCAAUUUAUCAUGGAGGUCAUGGAGGCGAGAGAAGAGAUAGAGGACGCUACAGACGAAGAGCAGAUGACAGAGAUCAGGGAUACGAAUAAGCUCAAGAUCGAAGCUGUAUUGCAAGAGAUAGAGGACGCUGUUCACCAAAAGAACUGGGCCUUGACAAGGGAGGCUGCUGUGAGGCUCAAAUACUUGCAAACCAUAGAGGACGCGGCCAGGGAGUGGCCUAAUACUAGCAAUAGUAUGCAUUGA
This is a messenger RNA of Stereum hirsutum FP-91666 SS1, 783 nucleotides long. RefSeq names its product Co-chaperone Hsc20. Gene Ontology annotation, molecular function: protein-folding chaperone binding; ATPase activator activity. The record is from RefSeq and is a predicted model, not a curated record. The transcript is spliced from 3 exons. Gene Ontology annotation, biological process: protein complex oligomerization; [2Fe-2S] cluster assembly. Gene Ontology annotation, cellular component: mitochondrion. The coding region runs from base 1 to 783 and encodes 260 amino acids. Lineage: Eukaryota; Fungi; Basidiomycota; Agaricomycetes; Russulales; Stereaceae.